Colletotrichum godetiae is the source of this 1268-nucleotide messenger RNA. RefSeq lists its product as uncharacterized. The record is from RefSeq and is a predicted model, not a curated record. Gene Ontology annotation, molecular function: 2-oxoglutarate-dependent dioxygenase activity. The transcript is spliced from 2 exons. Bases 231 to 1220 code for a protein of 329 amino acids. Lineage: Eukaryota; Fungi; Ascomycota; Sordariomycetes; Glomerellales; Glomerellaceae.
UUUCACUCUCUGUUAUCUUAUCUCAACUACCGGGGGCAUGAGUGAGAUGUAGAGACGACGAGGUUCAUUGGAGACAUCGUCGAGGUUGCUCGUUACUUCAACGUGAUUAUCGCUAUCAUUUGUUUCGGAGCCUAUAGGUCACUGACCGACAUACCCCCUCACUCUGAUCGGAUGUUCAGCCUCUAGCACCUACUGAGAUUGUCUAGUGAAAACAAGCCGAUCCAAACGCCAUGGCAGAAAAGACGAAGUACGUCGAUCGGGUGAUUCCCGAGAUCUCCCUCCGUGAUUUCGAGACUCGCAUCGACGAAAUCACCUCCCAGAUAUGUGAUGCAGCCGAGAACGUUGGCUUCUUCUCCAUCAAGGACCACGGUCUCAGCCAAUCCGAAGUAGACGAGAUGUUCUCCGUGUCCGAGUCCUUCUUCGCUCUACCAGAUGAAGCCAAAGAAACCGUGCCAUGGAGCCCCAAGAACGUCGGCUGGGAGAAGCUAUCACAGAUCAGACCGUCUACGGGUGCAGCCGACCAAAAGGAGUCGUAUCAACUCCAGUUCGGGGAGAACAUGACCGGCGUCUGGGCCAGUGAUGACAUUCUUCCCGGCUUCAAGGAAAAGUCGUUGGCCUUUAUGCAUCGCGUGCAAGCCAUAUCGGAAAGGCUGAUGCUGUGCCUAGCCCGGGGCCUCGGCUUUCAGGAUAAUUACUUUAUCAAGUACCACGAUGCUGCUCACCCCGGCGCGCAGUCGGUGCUCCGGCUUCUGCACUACUUCGAAACUCCGCGCGUCGAUGAUGGGAAGAUAUAUCAUCGAGCAGGCGCCCACGCCGACUGGGGAUUCCUCACGCUAUUAUUCCAGCGAGAGGGACAGUCAGGGCUCGAAAUCUGCCCUGGUCGUGAGGCUGUCAGCGAGCACGCCCUCGGAGACGAAUGGACAAAGGUCGAGAUCAAGCCUGGAGUCAUCAUCUGUAACAUUGGUGACUUGCUGAUGAGUUGGAGCGACGACCGAUUCAAGAGUACUUAUCAUCGGGUCAAGGCGCCGUGUGAAGAGGGUGACUACUACGGGGAGAGAUAUAGUAUGGCUUUCUUCAAUCAGCCGUGCAAGGAGGCUCUCAUCCAGGGUCCGUUGAAGAAGUAUCCGAUGGUUACUGGGGAGGAGUUCAAUCGCAAUGCGAUGAAUAGGAUGUAUGCGGCUUUGCAAGCGAAGAUGGCUGGGAAUGAGGUCAAGGCUUGAAUGGUGGAGAGUGAGACUGGCAAAGGAAAGAGUCAGAAAGGAGUGAAU